This is a messenger RNA of Ostreobium quekettii, 1245 nucleotides long. The record is from the annotation of a GenBank genome assembly. Lineage: Eukaryota; Viridiplantae; Chlorophyta; Ulvophyceae; Bryopsidales; Ostreobiaceae.
AUGGCGUCCAGCGGGCUGGCUCUGCAGUCGGGCGUGGCCGCCAGGGGCGCGGCGCAUCGCCUCAAGGCGCCGGCGCUUCGCCGUGAAGCCGGUGGCGCCCGGCCGCAUCGCGAGACGGCAUCCGGCCCGCGGUGCGAGGCGUCGACGUCUGGGGCGGACGCGCCGCUCGGCGUCGAUCGCAGGGUGGUACUAGGGGCGGCGGCCGCCGCGGGGGCCGCAGGUGCGCUGGGACUGGGCCUGCCACCGGCCGCCGAGGCCAACCGGGUGGUGUCAUCCAGCUGGGAGCAGGUGGAACUCCCAAUCUCACCAGAGAUCGUCUUGUUGGACAUAGGGUUCACAGGAAGCAACCCAAACCACGGCUUUCUUCUGGGCACUCGGCAGACCCUCCUUGAGACGACUGACGGCGGUAGUACAUGGACCAAGAGGGACAUCCAGGCAGCCCUGGACGAGGGAUUCAACUACAGAUUCACGUCCAUCGACUUUGCUGGUGACGAGGGCUGGAUCGUUGGCAAGCCGGCCAUCCUGCUGCACACCACAGAUGGGGGCGCAAACUGGGAACGCAUACCGCUCAGUGGCAAACUGCCAGGCACCCCCAUUGUGAUCACUGCACUGCCAGGGGCAAAGGGGCAGGCAGAGAUGACCACAGACCAGGGUGCAAUCUAUGUCACAAGUGAUGGGGCAUACACGUGGCGUGCAGCGGUGCAAGAGACGGUGGAUGCCACACUCAACAGGACUGUGUCCAGCGGCAUCUCCGGUGCCUCAUAUUAUGAGGGCUACUUUGCCAACAUCAACCGCAGCAAGUCAGGUGACUAUGUGGCUGUCAGCUCCCGAGGCAACUUCUACAUGACCUGGUCCCCAGGGGACCAAUUCUGGUCGCCCCACAACCGUCCUAUCGCCCGCAGGGUGCAGAACAUGGGCUGGACGGUUGACAACAAGCUGUGGCUGACGACGCGAGGGGGGGACGUUUAUGUUGCCAGCGACCCCGGCAUCUCUGAGAGCUUCAAGCAGACACAGAUUGGUGCAAGGGGCUUCGGGAUCCUGGACGUUGGGUUCAGGAAUGAAAAGGAAGGCUAUGCCUGCGGCGGCAGCGGCAGCCUUUUCAAGACGGUGGAUGGCGGGAAGACGUGGAAGCGUGACCGGAGCUUUGAUGACAUCCCAGCCAACCUGUACGACAUCAACUUCAAGAAUGGCAAGAACGGCUUCGUCCUUGGAAACAACGGCGUGCUUCUCAAGUACAUCGCCUGA